Messenger RNA from Salvelinus fontinalis (brook trout), 4804 nucleotides. Its product is annotated as calcium-binding protein 39. The coding region runs from base 234 to 1259 and encodes 341 amino acids. Gene Ontology annotation, biological process: intracellular signal transduction. The record is from RefSeq and is a predicted model, not a curated record. The transcript is spliced from 9 exons. Gene Ontology annotation, molecular function: protein serine/threonine kinase activator activity. NCBI's taxonomy places the organism in Eukaryota, Metazoa, Chordata, Actinopteri, Salmoniformes, Salmonidae.
UGCUAACCAGUCCACUCGUACACAUAAAAGGAUUAGGAAACCUAGCUAGCUAGCUAUAAAACAUUUAAAACAGGGGGAGGCGACAAAUAAGGAAAACAAAGGAGUUUAUAAUCCAACGGGACAUAGCUACAUUUCCGUUAGCUGUUCAAGCACAUCGGUGGAGAGUGAAAAGAUCGAGUUUGUAAGGUAGGACUGUGCACUCGCUGCUUGGUCGACCACGGUAACUCACCACCAUGCCGUUCCCCUUUGGCAAGUCCCACAAGUCGCCGGCAGACAUCGUCAAGAACCUGAAGGACAGCAUGACGGUGUUGGAGAAACAUGACAUCUCUGACAAGAAGGCUGAGAAGGCCACAGAGGAGGUGUCUAAGAGCUUGGUGGCGAUGAAGGAGAUUCUGUAUGGCACCAAUGAGAAGGAGCCCCAGACAGAGGCGGUGGCCCAGCUGGCCCAGGAGCUCUACAACAGCGGCCUGCUCAGCACCCUCGUAGCUGACCUGCAGCUCAUCGACUUUGAGGGUAAGAAGGAUGUGGCUCAGAUCUUCAACAACAUUCUGAGACGUCAGAUCGGGACGCGGACGCCCACAGUGGAGUACCUCUGCACUCAGCAGAACAUCCUCUUCAUGCUGCUCAAAGGGUACGAGUCUCCAGAGAUCGCUCUGAACUGUGGCAUCAUGCUGAGGGAGUGUAUCAGGCACGAGCCACUGGCCAAGAUCACCCUGGGGGCCGAGCAGUUCUACGACUUCUUCAGAUACGUGGAGAUGUCCACGUUCGACAUCGCUUCAGACGCAUUCGCCACUUUUAAAGACUUGCUAACGAGACACAAGAUUCUGAGUGCAGAGUUCCUGGAGCAGCAUUACGACAGGUUCUUCAGUGAAUAUGAGAAGUUACUCCACUCAGAGAACUACGUGACUAAAAGGCAGUCCCUCAAGUUGCUGGGAGAGCUUCUUCUCGAUCGACACAAUUUCACCAUCAUGACGAAAUACAUCAGCAAGCCAGAGAACCUCAAGCUAAUGAUGAACCUUCUUCGGGACAAAAGCCGCAACAUCCAGUUUGAGGCCUUCCACGUCUUCAAGGUGUUUGUGGCCAACCCCAACAAGACACAGCCCAUCUUGGACAUUCUUCUGAAGAACCAGACCAAACUCAUCGAGUUCCUCUCCAAGUUCCAGAACGACAGGACGGAGGACGAACAGUUCAACGAUGAAAAGACGUAUCUGGUCAAACAGAUCAAAGAUCUGAAGAGGCCAGCCCCCCAGGAGGCCUGAGGGAGGGGCUUAAGGUGUCCAGACAACAUCUGGAUAACAGACAUGUCAGCAGCUGCUGCUGUUCUAGUUUUUCCACCAUUUGAGGAAACGAAACAAAAAAAAAUGCACCCACAUCAAGUCAUCAGGAAUUCUCCAGCUCAUUCUGCUGUUCAACACAACGGACAUUAGAUUUUUCUUCUGAUUUUAUUUUUCUCCUUUAAAAAGAAGAGCUGAACAUAAUAGAUGCUGCACAUUAAGACAUGUGGAAGAGUAACAUCAACAACACAACAAAGGUCAUUCAAGCAAAUAGUAACAAUGAAAUCUACUACAUCUGAGCGCUAUGCAGACGUCUGACGCACACACACAUAAUGCUAUAAUAUCAGCAUAAAACUUGAGAUGGCAAGGUACUAGCAGAGUGAACAUUGGGGUGUUGGUUGCAUGCCUUGUUCAAAUGUGACAGCUCCAUGGCUGUGCUUGGGGCUAAACGCUGGCUGAGAGAUUACAUCUCCAGUCUUGCCCUGUCUACUUAUUGCCACAGACGGCAAAAAGCACAUACCAGCUACAACUCUUUAUCUAUGCCUUCAUCGUGCCCAACAGUGAUGCAUUUUAAAAUGGGCUCUCAAAUGGCCUCACCGAACCAUGCAGCUAUUGGUGUUGUGAAACAGCACAAAGCAGAUGGUAUGGAUAAAAUGCUAGAUAUUAUUUCGGUACAUGCCUGAAUUGGGUUUCUUUUUUUGUUCUGGGAAAGGGUGAAUGUGUACAUAUGCCAUUAGUGUUUUUUUGCUUUGUAGAUUUUGUUGAAACAUUGACACAUGGCUAUACAGUACUAGUUAAAAAUGGACACCUACUCAUUCAAGGGUUUUUCUUUAUUUGUGCUAUUUUCUACAUUGUAGAAUAAUAGUGAAGACAAAUUAUGAAAUAACAUAUGGAAUCAUGCAGUAACCAAAAGUCUUAAUUUUAGAUUCUUCAAAGUAGCCACCCUUUGCCUUGACAGCUUUACACACUCUUGGCAUUCUCUCAACCAGCUUCACCUGGAUUGCUUUUCCAAUGGUCUUGAAGGAGUUCUCACAUGCUGAGCACUUGUUGGCUGCUUUUCCUUCAUUCUGUGGUCCAACUCUUCCUACCCAUCUCAAUUGGGUUAAGGUUGGGUGAUUGUGGAGGCCAGGUCAACUGAUGCAGCACUCCAUCACUCUCCUUGGUCAAAUAGCCCUUACACAGCCUGGAGGUGUGUUGGGUCAUUGUCCUGUUGAAAAACAAAUGAUAGUCCCACUAAGCGCGAACCAGAUGGGAUGGCGUAUCGCUGCAGAAUGCUGUGGUAGCCAUGCUGAUUAAGUGUGCCUUGAAUUCUAAAUAAAUCACUGUCACCAGCAAAGCACCCCCAACUCAUCACACAACCUCCAUGCUUCACGGUGGGAACCACACAUGUGGAGAUCAUCCGUUCACCUACUCUGCGUCUCACAAAGACAUGGCGGUUGGAACCAAACAUCUUUAAUAUGUACUCCUCAGACCAAAGGACAGAUUUCCACCGGUUUAAUGUCCAUUGCUUGUGUUUCUUGGCCCAAGCAAGUCUCUUUCUUAUUGGUGACCUUUAGUGGUUUCUUUGCAGCAAUUCAUCCAUGAAGGCCUGAUUCACGCAUCUCCUCUGAACAGUUGUUGAUGUGUCAGUGUUACUUGAACUCUGACACAUUUAUUUGGGCUGCAAUUUCUGAGUCUGGUAACUCUAAUGAUCUUAUCCUCUGCUGCAGAGGUAACUGGGUCUCCCUUUCCUGUGGUGGUCCUCGUGAGAGCCAGUUUCAUCAUUAGCUACAAGUGCUACUGCACUUGAAGAAACGUUCUAUUUUUUUUUAAAUUCUCCGUAUUGUCUGACCUAAAUGUCUUUAAAAGUAAUGAUGGACUGUUUCUCUCUGCUUAUUUGAGCUGUUCUUGCCAUAAUAUGUACAUAGUCUUUUACCAAAUAGGGUUAGGGGUCUGUAUCUUCUGUAUACCAUCCCUACCUUGUCACAAUAGAACUGAUUGGCUAAAAUGCAUUAAGAAGGAAAUUCCACAAAAUAACUUUUUUUUUAAAGGAACACCUGUUAAUUGAAGUGCAUUCCAGGUGACUACCUCAUGAAGCUGGUUGAGAGAGUGCAAAGCUGUGAAGGCCAAUGGUGGCUACUUUGAAGAAUCUCUAAAAUAUUAAUUUGUGUAACACUUUUGGUUACUACAUGAUUCCAUGUGUUAUUUCAUAGUUUUGAUGUCUUCACUAUUAUUCUACAAUGUAGAAAAUAGUAAAACUAAAGAAAACCCCUUGAAUUAGUAGGUGUCAAUUUUUGACUGGUGCUGUGUAUAUAUAUUUGACUUUAAAUCAACAGUUUUUUUUUUUUGUUUAAUUCUAAUCAAGUACAUUUUUAAAACGGUGACAGGGGUAAAAAUCAGACAUUAUGUGUUUCAUUUUACUUCUGAAUUUAAAUGGUUUUUAUUUGUACAUAACUUCCAGCCAGGGCCAGCUCUUACAUUGUUAACCAUUAAUAAUAAUUAGUACAGCUGAGGAAUGUCAUGGUAUUAGCCUGGAUCUCUUCUUAAUCCUCUUUUUCCGUCUGUAUUUAAGUAACUCAGUUCAAAUGUGCUGGGUGCCAGGACAGUGGGGUGGAGGGGAGGCCGGCCGGGAGGGGAAGAGUUCUAACGGAAACAUGACAUUUGUGCUGAGCAGCCAGGCAAUGGUCACAUCAACCAAUGGUUGCGUGCUAUGUCAUCAACUGUCAUUGGCUGACAGAUUGCUAUAACAUGAUGGGGUUAGCUGAUAUGUAAAAUAUCUAUCCAGGCGUUUAAGAUCUGGCAGGCUUCAGCAACGCUUGGGCAGAGGAACACACCCUUCAUCUCCCAACUGGAAUCUGAUCUGGGUGUUUGUGUGGAUUUCAGGGUAUCGCAACAUUCUCACCCCCACUCAUCCACUCGGGUUUAUUAUUAUAUUCUAACUUCACCGCUUUCUGGUGGUGUUGCAACAUUCUGAUUUUACCCCCCCAUUUCAUUGGGGUUAAAAUUCCAGUACAAUCACAGAGCAUUGUGUAUGUUAUUUGGAGAUUGUUUACUUUACACUGACUGAGCAAAUCUGCCAUUUCGAAGCACAGUAUUUAUUUGAGGGAUGGAGUUGAUUGGAUUAUAUGAAUAUCUUGCAUAUAUAUCACUCAACAGACAUGUUUAAUUGCAGUGAAGGAAAUGGUCAGAGAGUGAUGUUGAGCCGAGUGCUUUUGACUGAACGCUCAUCCAUAUAUCCCAAUAGACGACUGAUCAGCCAUUUCAUUGUGCAAACCAACAGAGAACAGUACGCUAAAGACCAGUAUUCCUCAAUGCAUAUUUAAAUUGCAUGUUUCUCUACUGGCUGCAUGGUACUCUACAUACAAUGUUGUGCUGGAAUUUUCUUCCAAAAAAAUUAUUUACAUUUGAGAAUAGCCAAAUAAUCUCAUGCUAUGUCUGACCUCCUAACCUUUGACUCCAGUCCCAGCACAUUGUGUAUGGGUGCUUUCAGAAGUGUCAAAGGCUCUACAAUCUAAACAGAAAUAAAGGAAAAACAUUUGGAAUAAAUUGAA